UUUAGUUAUGUAGCCAUAUUGUUAAUCAGUAACAAACUAUCGUGAAGAUAAUGCAGUUAGUUAUUGACGAGUUUAAGUUUUGUAAAAAGAGAUCUUUGGAAAUGGUGUAAAUUGUAAAUAAAAUAUAUUUGAGGACUUUGAAUAAUGGAGCAGUUAGAUGAAAAGAAAAGUAAUUGGAGACAGAACACAUUUUAUAUUGUCUGAUGUCAUGGCUGUAAAUAAAUCUGUAACCAAAGAUAUUAAGUUUUACAAACGAGUGUUACAUAAAAGCCAACAAAGGUUUUUGGAAGAUCUUGAUCCUGGUUCGAUUUUAGACUUAUUUUUGGAGAGGGACUAUCUACCAUACACUCAAGUGCGCGAUAUUCAGGAACAGAGAUUAACAUCUGACAAGACUAGGGAGAUAAUUAAGAAAGUAAGUGCUAAAGGUGUCGGAGGGUAUGAAACAUUUAAAGCACUGUUAAGAGAAUCACAUCAAGAACAUCUUACUGAAUUCUUGGAUAAACAGGAGAAGACCUUAGCAAAAGAAAUCAAAAUGGAAGAAAAGAAAAAAGAAGAGAAAGAUAAACAAGCCCGGGCACGGGAAACUGUUGCACCUGUACAGCCAGGAAAUAAGAGGAUUCCUGAUGAUAGAGAGUUAUCGGCCAUUUCUGCUCACAUUGGAAUGAAUUGGGAGAUGCUUGGACCACUUCUUGAAGUAUCUACACCUACUAUUGACCAGAUAAAGUUAGAUUUCUCAUCAACAAGACAGAGGAUAUUCAGACUUCUUUAUGAGUGGAGUAGCAUGAAAGGUCCAGAUGCUACUGUUGAAAGUCUUUUGUCACAGAUGAAAAAGGCUUCUGAAGUCAAUAUUACUUGGGAUAAUGUGGAAGAAACUAUCAAACUUUUUGAUUCGGAGGAAAAAAGGAAAACCGACAGAAACACGUUACAAAGUGCAGCUGGUGCAAUACCAAAAACAGGUAUGAGUGAACAGUCGGGUUACGACGAAACAAAUGCUAUAAAUAGAAUGCAGCUGUUAAAUCUUGGUAUUCCCCAAGAAAAUAGUACAGAACAGAAUAAACAAGAUCAGCCAGCAAGUUCAGUUGCAGAAAGUAAUAACAUUUCGUUGCAAACAAUGCAAAGAGAGCUUGGAAAUACACGCAGACAAGGGGAGUUUUUUAGUAACGAGAACUUUCCUGAUCUUUCUAGAAAAAGUUUCGUUACUGAGAACAGACCAGAUGGACAGCCUUAUAAAGGGGCACAAGUGGGAAAGUCAGGUCAGCUUACAAAUGCAGAUGAAACAGAUGCGGUUCGAAUGCGUUCUCUGGAAGGAAAAUUAAAUGCCAAACUUCCUCUACCCACGUUCUCUCCGGCAAACACUGCAGGGACAUCUGGCGUAACACAGGCAACAACAACUUCAGAUACGUCAACUGCUACAUAUGCUAUUGCUUCAGAUGGUAAAGCUCUUGAGGCUCUUGUGGAUUCAAAUACAGCAAAUGCAAAUUCUGGUGGAAAUGUUACUGUUGAACAAAGUCAGUCAGAUGAAGAUGUAAUGAAAAGCAUUUCUAAUAUAAAAUUAAACGUAGGAAUACUAGAGAAGAAAUUAAACGUAGGAAUACUAGAGAAUGUUGUUUCAAAAGAACAAACACGAGACAGAGAUUGUGAUGAUGAUAACAAAGAAGAAAGAGAAGCAAGACUGAAAGCUAUUUUCGCUACGGGAAAGGACAUGAGGCUAAAAGUUUUAACACCUGGAAAUGUGAAAGAUUUACUUAGCAGUUGUGGCAAUGAACCUGAACACAAGGGAGGAUUUGGAGAUAUAUAUGUGU
Molecule: messenger RNA, 1802 nt
Organism: Mercenaria mercenaria
Lineage: Eukaryota; Metazoa; Mollusca; Bivalvia; Venerida; Veneridae
Exons: 6
Biological process (GO): signal transduction; regulation of apoptotic process
Molecular function (GO): protein binding
Source: RefSeq, a predicted model, not a curated record